Molecule: messenger RNA, 1841 nt
Organism: Bemisia tabaci
Lineage: Eukaryota; Metazoa; Arthropoda; Insecta; Hemiptera; Aleyrodidae
Product: transforming growth factor beta regulator 1
Biological process (GO): regulation of cell cycle
Cellular component (GO): nucleus
Source: RefSeq, a predicted model, not a curated record
AACAAAAAAGCGUUCCUGAAUUCCUGAAUUUCCUGACAGUGUUCAAUAGUUCAAUAAUCAUAUCAAAGCUCUCAUACUUCAAUUUAAUGUACCUUUAAUCUUGAUGAAUCGCACUUAUUUAAUUUUUCUUCAGUAGUAGUGAAAAUGAGCUAUUCGAAUUUUUACAGUAAUUUCAAAGGUGGCAACAGUAAAACAAGCGGAGGCAGCCUCUUCGUGAAGGAUGAAAAACCAAAUGUUAAUUAUCGGAGGAAGUACAUGAGAAUGAAAAGGCUCGUCAAAGCGUAUCUCUUUGAGAAUGCUGCUCUCUGUGAUCAUGUAGCUCAAACUCAAGAAAAGAUUUUAGUUGCCAAAGAGGAACGGAAUUUUCUGCUUAAAAAAUUGGAGCAGCAUCAGACACUCAGAGCCAAUCUUGAAAAUCGAUUUGGGAACUUAAGAACUGCCAGCCCACUAUCAGAUCGAAGUGGUGUAGCCCCUAAACGACCAGGCACCAAGAAAAGAACUAAUUCGGAUGCUAUUGACAAUGGUAAGAUGGGUCCUGGAAAACCUAAGCGAAUGUUGAUGGCCGUGAAAAAGUGCAAACUUCCUCAGCAAAUUGCGCUUGACUCAGCAGGAAGACCAAUAUUCCCUAUCGCACUUGGUAACCUAACUGUUUACAGUUUAGGAGAGGUAAUUUACACAAAACCGACAUUCCACUCAGAAGAAACUGUGUAUCCAGUCGGAUUUGUCUCAACACGAGAAUAUACCAGCAUCUUCAGUUCUGAGGCGACUUGCACUUAUACCUGUAAAGUCUCUGAUGGCGGAAUGUUUCCAAGGUUCGAAAUAUCAUCAGAAACAGACUUAGACAUACCAAUCGUUGGCCAGUCACCUGACGAGUGUCAUUCAAAACUCCUGGCCCUCCUAAGACAAAACCUAGGAAUACAUUUAGUUAAUCUUCUACCUAGAGGGGCAGAUUUUUUCGGAUUUUCUCACCCGUGUAUCCUCAACCUUCUACAAAGCUUCCCAAACACACGCAAGUGCAGUAGAUAUAUUUUCACUAAAUUUGAGCCCUGUCGAAGUGGUGAGGUCAAUGAUCCAACUGAGAAUAAUCCAUCGAUUAGUCACACAGCUCUGCAAAGAAGCAUAAUUUACUCCAGAAUGAAUUUCAAUUGAAAAUGUGGAAGUGCUCAGAUGAGUGCAAUCGAAUUUUACACCACCACAUUUAGAUCUGUUUAUGGUGAAGUAAAUAGAAUCAUUGGCGGUCCAGCUUAAUCAAAAGCGAGAAGUACACAAGAUGUAUGUCCUACGGAACGAGGCUUUUCAAAUUAGGAGAAGAUCAGGUGAAAUUUUUUUUAUUUUCUACCGAUCUACAAAAUGACAGUUUGGUUUUGAAAGAAUUUUUGUUUGAUUUUUGCCAGUGUCCAAUAUGUACAAAAGAAUAUCCAAUCGUCUCAGCUUGAGUCUGAUAAUAGAUUCAUCCUUAUUGGCUCUUUCCAAUUGGUCAGUGCUUAUAUGAUUGCAUAGUGCAAACAUUACUGAAAAAGACAGCACUGUUUUUUUUAUGAGUUUAUUUAGUUUGAAGUUUUGACUGUGUACAAUUUUCAAAACUUUUUCUUUGAUCGUUUUUUAUAUUCUUAAUCAUCAAACUGAUGAAUGUUUCCCGUUGAGACGGAGUGUAAAAUUGUAUUAAUUGAGUGAUAUGUCGACGCUAAUCGGAAAAAAUUAUAUCCAGAAAAUAUGCAUGAAAUUGAUAAGUUAGUUUUAAAAUUAUUUUUUCGGUCGAAAAACCCUGUUUAAUUGAUCUUUCUAUCCAGCAAUAAAAAAUUUGUAACUGGUUUCAGAGUAAUAAAUGAGACAAAACCUAA